AUGUUUCGAAACAGUUUUAUUUUACUCGCGUUACUUUUCCUAGCCGCAAGAAGCGAGCUAGUUCGAUAUGAUAAUUAUCAUCUCUAUCGAGUGGAGAUUGCGACCCAAGAGCAAUUAACUGUGUUGCAGCAAGUGGAGCUUUACGGAAAUGGAUAUCUCUUUCUCGAUUCUCCCGUGCAAAGUCGCAUGAAUCUAAGCAUUCUAGUGCCACCUCACAAAUUGGAUGACUACCGACAGCUGGAGAGAAAUUUACACCUUAGAUCCCGACUAGCUACGCCCAACUUUCAAUCCAUCAUCGACGCGGAAAAUGUUCCCCGCAAGGCGAAACGUAGCGAGGGUUUCGGAUGGGAAGAAUAUCAGUCUUUGGAGGCCAUUUACGAAUGGCUCGACGAAUUGGCCGCUCAAUAUCCAUCGGUGCUAUCCGUCGAAAGCAUUGGCCGCACGUACGAAGGUCGUGAGAUGAAACUGGUUAAGCUGUCUCAACAACCCGGCAAUCCGGGAAUCUUUCUCGAGGCCAAUAUUCAUGCCCGUGAAUGGAUCACCUCGGCAACCGUCACUUGGCUGCUGAACGAGCUGCUUACAUCACAGGACCCGGCGGUGCAGGAGUUGGCAGUCAACUACGACUGGUACAUACUCCCCGUCGCCAAUCCGGACGGUUUUCAUUACACCAAGACGACCAAUCGUUUGUGGCGUAAGAACCGUUACCCACAUACCGUCCUAUGCGCUGGGGUCGAUCUGAACCGGAACUUCCCUUACCACUGGAUGGAAGGCGGAGCAUCCGCAGUGGCCUGUAACGAUAUUUUCGCCGGACCGGAACCUGCCUCGGAGAUUGAGACAAAGAAUACGAUCGCGUACUACGAAACGAUCGUCGAUCGAAUUGAGCUGCACCUGCAGUUCCAUUCGUAUGGUCAGUACAUUCUUCUACCGUACGGCUACCAGGAUGCUGACUAUCCGGACAACUAUUCUGACCAGAUGGAUAUAGCUGAGGCGGCCGCAUCCGGUUUUGCCACGCGCUACAACACACGGUACACGUUUGGAACGAUCGCAGAUGUGUUGUAUGUCGACUCUGGCUCUACUACUGAUUGGUCUCACGGUUAUCACAAAACCCCACUCUCGAUGUGCUUCGAGUUUCGCGAUAAUGGCCCGUACGGGUUCGUCCUACCAGCCGACCAGAUUAUACCGAACGCUGAAGAGACCCUCGAUGCAAUGAUAGCGAUGCUGGCUAAGGCCAAAACAAUGGGUUAUUUCAACCGAACCUGAACGGCGCAUAGAUUCUGGAUGCCGAUCAAUCAUCCUAUUGAACG
Anopheles coustani is the source of this 1304-nucleotide messenger RNA. Its product is annotated as zinc carboxypeptidase-like. Bases 1 to 1260 code for a protein of 419 amino acids. The record is from RefSeq and is a predicted model, not a curated record. Gene Ontology annotation, biological process: proteolysis. Gene Ontology annotation, molecular function: metallocarboxypeptidase activity; zinc ion binding. The transcript is spliced from 3 exons. NCBI's taxonomy places the organism in Eukaryota, Metazoa, Arthropoda, Insecta, Diptera, Culicidae.